CCAGAGACGCGCAGAAGCCGAAUUCUCCACCACGCCUUCCAGCGGCCGGAGUUUUGACAUAUCUUGGGAGGCGUGAUGGAGAGACGAUUUUCUCUGGCUUUCUUCUCGCUCCCAAUGCUAGUAUUGGCCUGGCAGGCGGAAGGGGAGACUGCUGUCUCAGGGAAAUGCCUCCAGAACCAAUUCCAGUGUCCAGAUGGCAAAUGUAUCCCAGUGCAAUGGCAAUGUGAUGGGGACAAUGAUUGCCCAGAUGGGGAGGAUGAAGAUGCAUGCUUACGAGAGAUGGUGUGCUCUGGUUUCCAAUGCACUGAUGGACGUUGUUUGUCUUUGAGAUGGAAAUGCGAUGGCCAUGCUGACUGUGCGGAUGGCUCAGAUGAAGAUCCAUUAAUGUGCAGGAAAUGUACUUGUCCUGAAGGUACAUUUCAGUGUCAUAAUCGAGAGUGCAUUCCAUCAAGGUUGGUCUGCAAUGGGCACGAUGAUUGCACAGAUGGUAGUGAUGAGGAGGCAUGUUCACCUAAGCAGUGUUCCCCUGAAGAGUUCCUCUGCGGUUUGGACUGUCUGUCCGUUAAUGUCUUGUGUGAUGGUAAAACAGAUUGUUCUGGGGGCCUAGACGAGACAAAGGAAAGGUGUGAUCUGGAAUCAAAAUCACAUUGUUCCGCAAGUGAAUUCAGUUGUGAUGGAAAGUGUGUGCCGUUAGCUUGGAAUUGUGAUGGACACACUGACUGUGAGGAUGAGAGUGAUGAAGAAAACUGUGGUUCCAUACCAUUUCUUCUGGUAUUUAACUCUAGUACCAUCACAAAAAUGGACCUUAAUGGUGAGAGGAGGGAAGAUGUUCCGUUUAUUUCAAGUGUGGCUGCUGUUUCUGGGGUUUUAAAUUCCUCUGAAAUAUUUUUGGUUGAUAGAGAGAAGAGAGUAAUAUUUCGAUCUUUGGAAGAUACAAGCAACACAAGCAGCACAAUAAUCAAAGAUAUUGGCCCAGCAACAUGCAUAUGUGUGGACUGGAUUUAUAAGCUUGUUUUCUGGAUCGAUUCAAGUUCCAAAACCAUAUGUGUAGCCACCCUUGAUGGAUCAAAACAAAGAAUACUUCAUAAGGACAACAUUUCUCUACCUGGGGCUAUGGCAGUGGAUCCUUUGACUGGGUACAUUUUCUGGUCUGACAUGGGGGAUGAACCUAAAAUAGAGAAGGCAGCCAUAAAUGGAGUUGACAGAAUUCCACUGGUUACUGCGCACAUCCGAAGACCUGUUGCACUAACUUUGGAUCUGAAGCACAGUUCAGUAUACUGGGUGGACAGUGAACUAAACACUAUAUCCAAAAUUGCAAUGGACGGUCAGGACAGGAAAGUAGUUCUGUAUUCUACAGACUUCUUGGCAAAACCAUCAGGAAUUGCAUUAUUUCAGGACAAGAUAUAUUGGUCUGACUUAGAACACGAUGCUGUGUACAGCAUGCCGAAGCACCAGCAGGCUAAUGCCACAAAGGUGACUUCGGUGAGCCAGCCCUUUGGGCUUCUAAUCUUCGACAGGGAAUUACAGCCCGAUGGUUUAAACUUGUGCUUGGAGCAGGGAGCAACGUGUUCUUUCCUUUGUGUUCCUUCUCCGAGCCAAGAGCUUUCUCAGGCCUAUAACUGUCUAAACUCGGACUCUAAUUAUAUCUCAUGCCUUCCAGAAACAGUGAACACUGGUGAUAGUGUUGAAAAAAUCUCCUUUUAUACCAGCAGUUUGGUGUUUAUUUUGUCAGUUCUUUUUAGUGCAUCACUGAUUUUCUGCGUUAUUUUAUACAACUGGAACAAAACAAACUGUAAUUUACUGAAUACUCGGCUCUUUGAAGCUUCUAAGAAGUAUCUGAAACCAGAUCUGGAUCGCACUACCUCAUCUACAUACAUGCUGUCUGAUCUGAAACAUGAAGAGGAAGAUGUAUGAGUGAAUGUAUUUUACGGAACAAAGACUUUUUUCCCCCUCCAUUAAUGGGUUCUAACAGACGAGUGGAGGACCUCUUUCUACACAAGAAACUAACAUACAUAUGAAAGCUAAACAAAAAGUCUGGCUUGACUGUUUGAGAGCUCUAAUUAUAGCCCUUGAUGAUUAUUGGCAGGUAUUGGUCAUCCCUUAAAUACAAACAUGUUUAGCUACAUCUUUAAGGUUUUGCAGGGUGUAAGGACUUAUAAAUGUGAUAAGCACUUAUUUCAAAGUUAUCUAAUUUUACCAGUAGUUAAGGAGCCAAGUGCCAAGCAAUUCUUGGCACAUCUAAAUUCAAUUAGAGUCUGCACACUCCCAUAUCCUUAAGCUGUGGCAUUCAUAAUUGAACUCUGCCCACAUCUGUCCACCACAAUUGUAUGCUUGUUUAAACAGACACAAGUCGAAAAAGGGGAUAGAACAAGGGGUUUGCAGAAUUAUAUAUAAGAUUUGUUUUGGUUUGUAGCAUUUGGUGGUUAAUAUAAAUACAAAUGUUUAUAUUGUACAAAUAUAUAGUGUAAAGGAAUAGCCCUGUGUGUGAAACAAACCCCCCCACACACAAAAUCUCCAUUUUUUUUAUUUAAAUGUUACAGUGAAUGUUUCAAGGCAUUUGCCAUUUUCAGCACAUAUAAGUACGGUAUAUCAGUAAAUGCAUGUCUUAACCAUUUCAGGGAUCGAAUAUGUCCUUUUGAUAUACUUGAUGUGUGUAGUUUCAAGCUGAGUACUGCUUCUGGUCUUUUUCUCAUUUUGUUUGAAAUUUGUUGGAGGCUUGUGUUACUUUCUUUUAAAGCAAUAAUUAUACACCUAUGGUAUUUUUCUGCAAGGUUUCUGCUUUCCUUCAUACUUGAUGUUUUUUUUGUAGUUUGAUUUUUUUUUUUUAAUUAAAGCUUUUCAGCACUGUACUGC
Molecule: messenger RNA, 2853 nt
Organism: Spea bombifrons (plains spadefoot toad)
Lineage: Eukaryota; Metazoa; Chordata; Amphibia; Anura; Pelobatidae
Gene: CD320
Product: CD320 molecule
Exons: 13
Coding region: 76-1914 (612 amino acids)
Molecular function (GO): protein binding
Source: RefSeq, a predicted model, not a curated record